Messenger RNA from Symphalangus syndactylus (siamang), 3727 nucleotides. RefSeq names its product coiled-coil domain containing 80 (gene CCDC80). The record is from RefSeq and is a predicted model, not a curated record. Gene Ontology annotation, cellular component: basement membrane. NCBI's taxonomy places the organism in Eukaryota, Metazoa, Chordata, Mammalia, Primates, Hylobatidae. Gene Ontology annotation, biological process: extracellular matrix organization; positive regulation of cell-substrate adhesion.
AGUCCGCUCUGAACGUGCUAAAAUGGGAAGGAGGCGGUGUUUUGCUGAUCUGUUAAAUUCUUAGUGAAGUUUCCUUGAUUUCCAGUGGCUGCUGUCGUGUGAGUUUGGUUUGGAGCAAAACUGAGGUAGUCCUAACAUUUCUGGGACUGAAUCCAGGCAAGAGAAAGAAGAAAAAGAAGAAGAAAAAGAGGAGGAAAAAGCCUGGAAAACAUAUUAAUCCCAGUGCUUUUACGCCCGGAAACAAAGAGACUAAGCCAGACUGUGGGGGAAAGGGAGAUAAGAAGGAUCCUGGAACUUUAAAGAGGGAAAGAGUGAGAUUCAGAAAUCGCCAGGACUGGACUUUAAGGGACGUCCUGUGUCAGCACAAGGGACUGGCACACACAGACACACGAGACCGAGGAGAAACUGCAGACAAAUGGAGAUACAAAGACUUAGAAGGACAGCUCCUUUCACCUCAUCCUACUUGUCCAGAAGGUAAAAAGACACAGCCAGAAAGAAAAGGCAUCGGCUCAGCUCUCAGAUCAGGACAGGCUGUGGAUCUGUGGCGGCACUUUGAAAGCUGGAGCUGCAGCACACCCCUUUUGUAUUGCUCACCCUCGGUAAAGAGAAAGAGGGCUGGGAGGAAAAGUAGUUCAUCUAGGAAACUGUCCUGGGAACCAAACUUCUGAUUUCUUUUGCAACCCUCUGCAUUCCAUCUCUAUGAGCCACCAUUGGAUUACACAAUGACAUGGAGAAUGGGACCCCGUUUCACUAUGCUGUUGGCCAUGUGGCUAGUGUGUGGAUCAGAACCCCACCCCCAUGCCACUAUUAGAGGCAGCCAUGGAGGGCGGAAAGUGCCUUUGGUUUCUCCGGACAGCAGUAGGCCAGCUCGGUUUCUGAGGCACACUGGGAGGUCUCACGGAAUUGAGAGAUCCACUCUGGAGGAACCAAACCUUCAGCCUCUCCAGAGAAGGAGGAGUGUGCCCAUGUUGAGACUGGCUCACCCAACAGAGCCGCCAGCGGGCUCGGACAUCGAUAGGGCCCCCAUGAGACCUGAGCAAAGACCAGCAACCAGGAGCUCCCCGCGUGAGAUGAUCAGAGAUGAGGGGUCCUCAGCUCGGUCAAGAAUGUUGCGUUUCCCUUCGGGGUCCAGCUCUCCCAACAUCCUUGCCAGCUUUGCAGGGAAGAACAGAGUAUGGGUCAUCUCAGCCCCUCAUGCCUCGGAAGGCUACUACCGCCUCAUGAUGAGCCUGCUGAAGGACGAUGUGUACUGUGAGCUGGCGGAGAGGCACAUCCAACAGAUUGUGCUCUUCCACCAGGCAGGUGAAGAAGGAGGCAAGGUGAGAAGGAUCACCAGCGAGGGCCAGAUCGUGGAGCAGCCCCUGGACCCUAGCCUCAUCCCUAAGCUGAUGAGUUUCCUGAAGCUGGAGAAGGGCAAGUUUGGCAUGGUGCUGCUGAAGAAGACGCUGCAGGUGGAGGAGCGCUACCCAUAUCCCGUUAGGCUGGAAGCCAUGUACGAGGUCAUCGACCAAGGCCCCAUCCGUAGGAUCGAGAAGAUCAGGCAGAAGGGCUUUGUCCAGAAAUGUAAGGCCUCUGGUGUAGAGGGCCAGGUGGUGGCGGAGGGGAAGGACGGUGGUGGGGGAGCAGGAAGGCCAAGCCUGGGCAGCGAGAAGAAGAAAGAGGACCCAAGGAGAGCACAAGCGCCACCAACCAGAGAAAGUCGGGUGAAGGUCCUGAGAAAACUGGCCGCCACUACACCAGCUUUGCCCCAACCUCCCUCAACCCCCAGAGCCACCACCCUUCCUCCUGCUCCAGCCACAACGGUGACUCGGUCCACGUCCCGGGCGGUAACAGUUGCUGUAAGACCUAUGACCACCACUGCCUUUCCCACCACGCAGCGGCCCUGGACCCCCUCACCCUCCCACGGGCCCCCUACAACCACUGAGGUGACCACUGCCAGGGGACCCUCAGUUUCAGAGAAUCUUUACCCUCCAUCCCGGAAGGAUCCUCACAGGGAGAGGCCACAGACAACCAGGAGGCCCAGCAAGGCCACCAGCUUGGAGAGCUUCACAAAUGCCCCUCCCACCACCGUCUCAGAGCCCAGCGCAAGGGCUGCUGGCCCAGGCCGUUUCCGGGACAACCGCAUGGACAGGCGGGAACAUGGCCACCGAGACCCAAAUGUGGUGCCAGGUCCUCCCAAGCCAGCAAAGGAGAAACCUCCCAAAAAGAAGGCCCAGGACAAAAUUCUUAGUAAUGAGUAUGAGGAGAAGUAUGACCUCAGCCGGCCUACUGCCUCUCAGCUGGAGGAGGAGCUGCAGGUGGGGAAUGUUCCCCUUAAAAAAGCAAAGGAAUCUAAAAAGCAUGAAAAGCUUGAGAAACCCGAGAAGGAGAAGAAAAAAAAGAUGAAGAAUGAGAACGCAGACAAGUUACUUAAGAGUGAAAAGCAAAUGAAGAAGUCUGAGAAAAAGAGCAAGCAAGAGAAAGAGAAGAGCAAGAAGAAAAAAGGAGGUAAAACAGAACAGGAUGGCUAUCAGAAACCCACCAACAAACACUUCACGCAGAGUCCCAAGAAGUCAGUGGCCGACUUGCUGGGAUCCUUUGAAGGCAAACGAAGACUCCUUCUGAUCACUGCUCCCAAGGCUGAGAACAAUAUGUAUGUGCAACAACGUGAUGAAUAUCUGGAAAGUUUCUGCAAGAUGGCCACCAGGAAAAUCUCUGUGAUCACCAUCUUCGGCCCUGUCAACAACAGCACCAUGAAAAUCGACCACUUUCAGCUAGAUAAUGAGAAGCCCAUGCGAGUGGUGGAUGAUGAAGACUUGGUAGACCAGCAUCUCAUCAGCGAGCUGAGGAAAGAGUACGGAAUGACCUACAAUGACUUCUUCAUGGUGCUAACAGACGUGGAUCUGAGAGUCAAGCAAUACUAUGAGGUGCCAAUAACAAUGAAGUCUGUGUUUGAUCUGAUCGAUACUUUCCAGUCCCGAAUCAAAGAUAUGGAGAAGCAGAAGAAGGAGGGCAUUGUUUGCAAAGAGGACAAAAAGCAGUCCCUGGAGAACUUCCUAUCCAGGUUCCGGUGGAGGAGGAGGUUGCUGGUGAUCUCUGCUCCUAACGAUGAAGACUGGGCCUAUUCACAGCAGCUCUCUGCCCUCAGUGGUCAGGCAUGCAAUUUUGGUCUGCGCCACAUAACCAUUCUGAAGCUUUUAGGCGUUGGAGAGGAAGUUGGGGGAGUGUUAGAACUGUUCCCAAUUAAUGGGAGCUCUGUUGUUGAGCGAGAAGAUGUACCAGCCCAUUUGGUGAAAGACAUUCGUAACUAUUUUCAAGUGAGCCCGGAGUACUUCUCCAUGCUUCUAGUUGGAAAAGACGGAAAUGUCAAAUCCUGGUAUCCUUCCCCAAUGUGGUCCAUGGUGAUUGUGUACGAUUUAAUUGAUUCGAUGCAACUUCGGAGACAGGAAAUGGCGAUUCAGCAGUCACUGGGGAUGCGCUGCCCAGAAGAUGAGUAUGCAGGCUAUGGUUACCAUAGUUACCACCAAGGAUAUCAGGAUGGUUACCAGGAUGACUACCGUCAUCAUGAGAGUUAUCACCAUGGAUACCCUUACUGAACAGAAAUAUGUAACCUUAGACUCAGCCAGUUUCCUCUGCAGCUGCUAAAACCACAUGUGGCCAGCUCCAUUCUUCCACACUGCGUACUACAUUUCCUGCCUUUUUCUUUCAGUGUUUUUCUAAGAUUAAAUAAAUAGCAAACUUUCACCUA